Messenger RNA from Eimeria necatrix, 647 nucleotides. Its product is annotated as 26S proteasome non-ATPase regulatory subunit 1, putative. The transcript is spliced from 3 exons. Gene Ontology annotation, biological process: proteasome-mediated ubiquitin-dependent protein catabolic process. The record is from RefSeq and is a predicted model, not a curated record. The annotation marks the transcript as partial. NCBI's taxonomy places the organism in Eukaryota, Apicomplexa, Conoidasida, Eucoccidiorida, Eimeriidae. Gene Ontology annotation, cellular component: proteasome regulatory particle, base subcomplex; proteasome storage granule; nucleus.
GGUUUGGGUUUGGGGGUGGGGGUGGGGUGGAUUGGCUUAAAAAGGCUGUUAGCUGGGCCAAGUUCUCUGCUACAGCUUCCAUUGGAGCCAUUCACCGGGCAAGGGGCAACGUGGGCAGCAGCAUGAGCGUGUUGGGUCCUUACCUGCCAGCAGCUGCUGCUGCAGCAGCAGGAGGUCCUGCUGCUGCUGCUGCUGCUGCUGCUGCUGCUGCUGCUGCUUCUGCUGCAGCAGAAGGGGGGGCCCUUUACGGGCUGGGUUUGAUUCACUGUGGGGCCCCAAACCCUCGCAUUCGGAGGUUUUUAAUUUCUUCUUUAAAGUCCAAUCCAAUUGAAAAAGAAGCCCUCAUAAACGGCGGCUGUUUGGCCCUGGGGCUUGUUUGCCUCGGAGACGCGGAAGACACGGAGGCUUACGAGUGUUUGCGUUCGCUGCUGUUUCUGGACGCGGCGGUUGCGGGCGAAGGUGCAGCACUAGGGUUGGGUUUGCUGCUGCUGGGGUCUGGAGCAGCAGCAGCAGCAGCAGCAGCAGCAGCAGCAAACGAGUUGCUGUCAUAUUCGAAGGAGACGCAGCACGAGAAGAUAGGCAGGGCUUGUUCCCUGGCCCUCGCGCUCAUUUUCUUCCAGUGCGAAGAAGCGGUCCGCAAACCCUAA